Messenger RNA from Mycena indigotica, 2493 nucleotides. Its product is annotated as SET-domain-containing protein. Lineage: Eukaryota; Fungi; Basidiomycota; Agaricomycetes; Agaricales; Mycenaceae. The record is from RefSeq and is a predicted model, not a curated record. The transcript is spliced from 12 exons. Gene Ontology annotation, cellular component: nucleus. Gene Ontology annotation, molecular function: histone methyltransferase activity; protein binding; zinc ion binding. Bases 1 to 2493 code for a protein of 830 amino acids.
AUGACAUUUAGAGUGUCUGCGUCUGACACCCAUCUCACUUUCUCAGAGCUUUAUGAACGAUACGCGGAUACAUUUCAAAAAAAGUCAGAUGAUUUCACCUUCAGCCUGAAUAACAGACUCGUCGACGGUAAACGCCUCAUUGUCGAUACGAUUUCGGCAUCCAAGUCCGAUAUCAACCUCUACGCGUGCCCAGUAGAACGGGCCGGCUCGUCUAACCAGAAUAUGGCUCAGGCUAGACGAGAUGACUUGUCCAAAACUGGCGAAACAAAUGGGCACUUGCCCAUCCACAGAGCUUCCUCUCGGCGUCCCUCAUCCCGACUUCAAUUUUCCCCAGUCGUUGAGCAACAUGGGGUAGAUUCUCUGCCCGAUAACACACAAACGCCGGCGGGGACACAGUCUGGGUCUGGAGUUCAAUUACAUUGGACUCCCCCGUUAACAUCCCUUCCAAGUCGACGCUACGCACCCACCCUAUCUCAGAUUUUAGCUACGAGCAAAGAACAGCCGAAUCUCCCUCCAGCACAGUUGCCUACACCUCCUGCCUCCACUUCACCCCCAGCUGUUAACACACCGUCUUCCUCAUCACAGACCCCAUCUGAAGAAAACCUGAAUCCUGUUGCUUUUUUCACCAAGCUACGUACUCAGUUGCUCGUUUCGGAUGCAACGGUCCUCUCCAACAUCAUUUUCGCUGCACUUGCUCCCGUCCCCCCAGCUCUCAAGGAUGACGAGUUAGCCAAUGAAGAUGACAACGCCGUAUUGCACAACGUUGCGCGCGAAAUCUUGAUGUGGAAGGGCAAUCUUGUGAAGGCCGAUAUGGCAGCUAGCUUGGCGGGGUUUCCUGAAGGUGUCGCAGAAGGUGAAUUUUCUAAUGAUGUCGCGACAUAUUCUAAAAAGCUGCUAGUCGAGUUCAUAAAACGUCAAACAUCGCAUUUGGCUGAGGUGGACCGGUUAUGGAAUGAAUGGAAAGUGAAGUUAUGCGAUGAUUGGGACGAGCACCUCUUUGACAUCGAGGAUCUUGAGCAGAUUGUGACCCAACAAACUUCGCAAUUGUCGCUAACACCUCGCCGCCGCCGUAAGACUGGAGGACCCCCUUUGGCCGUUCGUCCACCAAUUCCGUUUCGAAAAAACAUGUUGGAGCGCGCCACGAAGCGGUUGCUGCGUGAUGCACGGUUGGUUCACAUUCUUGGCCUUGUGCUCGAAGGGUGGAAAGCGCAGCUGAACCUAAUACCGGCCUGGUCUACCAGCGGCUCUUAUAUUAUCGAACUGCGAAUAACCCAGUUCUGCCAGACGCGGAUCUACCUUCCUCCCCAUGCGGCAAAGGGCCGUACGGUCUUUAUAGACAUGCUUAACGGAAACACUCACCAAUACCUUGUCAAUGCCAACAACGAACCCCACGGCUCCCUCUCCCGUCGCUCUGGACGCCUGCAAAUCAAGCCCACGCGGAACUACCGUUUCGGAAGAUCCAAUAAGCGCUCAUGGAAACAAGGCGAAGCUGCACAUCCAAAAGACGUGGGAUUUUGGGCUCAGACAAUGACACCCCCGCCCUCCUUCCAAGCCCCCCGACUGCCAACACCCUUGUCGUCAACAUCUUCGUCGCCUGCGCCGUUUACGCAUAUGAUCCGACACCAUGUUCAAACUGAAUGGACUAAAUUGGCUCGUGCAGCCGGCGCGGCGCCCAUUGAAUUUGUCAACAGCAUCGACGAUGAAGAGGUGCCUCCCGGAAUCAACAGUCUCUUCCGUUACACGGAACGGGACUAUAUCAUGAACUUCGGUAUUUCGCUCCCGACCAAAAUUGUCGGCUGUGACUGUCGCCAAACAUGCAGUCAUUCGAGUGGUCCAUCGUGUCAUCAGAACACGCCAGCAUAUAAUCCUCAUGGCCUUUUCAUGUUUAACACGCACGAGAUCGUCGAGUGCAACAAGAGUUGUUCAUGUCCACCUGAUUGCAUGAAUCGCGUUGCUCAGCGGCCUCGUCAAAUCCCUAUCCAAGUCGUGAAGACUGACACACGCGGUUGGGGUGUCCAGUCCCCCAUGUCAAUUCCAAGGGGGAAAAUGCUUGGUCUUUACACCGGCAUGCUCAUCAAAAGGGAAACUGCUGAUCAUCUUACCAAAGCAUCUUACUGUUUCGACUUGGAUGCUAGAGAAAAUCUUGAUGAUGACGAGGAAGACAUGGCGGCGGAGCACAUGUAUAGCGUGGACGCUUUUCCUGCGGGAAAUUGGACCCGGUUCAUCAAUCAUUCUUGCGAUCCUAAUAUGGAGACAAGAACCGUUAUUUUCGACUCUAAUCCUACUGACAACGUUGGCUACAUUGUUUUUGUGGCCUGCAAGGACAUUCCACCGUUCACCGAACUUACCUUCGAUUACAACCCACAUCAGCAAAGGAAGUUCGAGAUGAUGUCUAUGCGCGAUAGGCUGGACUAUCUCAAAAACGAACGGCGACACCAUGCGGAUACGCGGUGUUUUUGUGGUUCUGGAGCCUGUCGAGGUUGGUUCGCUUGA